Molecule: messenger RNA, 855 nt
Organism: Sitophilus oryzae (rice weevil)
Lineage: Eukaryota; Metazoa; Arthropoda; Insecta; Coleoptera; Curculionidae
Exons: 4
Coding region: 83-766 (227 amino acids)
Source: RefSeq, a predicted model, not a curated record
UUACUAAAAAGUCGUGAUUGAAAGUUUCACGUUUAUAUGACUAUAUAAGAUUGAUUGAUUUUGUUUGUUUUAAAUCAUUACAAUGGCGUCUUUGACAUUAACUGUUCUAUGUUUCUCCGUUUGCUUAUAUGGGCUUCAUGCCUAUAGCAUCAGCACGGAACGUUCACCAGAAUUGGCAGAAGAACAUUCCCAAGAAAAUACAUCAAAUGAAAGUGACACAUUUCCUGAAGUAGAAAUUUCAAUAAUUAUUUUAGCGCAUUGUUAUGAUAAAAGCCACUUUGAAGAGUCUGACGAUUUAUUGUAUCACAAUGAAGACAAGCUUAAGUGUUUCCUUGACUGCCUGGAAGACAUAAUUUUGGAUAUUGUAGCUACCCAGGAAAAUGGAGUAUCGGGGAGUUCUUCAAACACUGAAAAGGGUUCUAAGAACGAAAUUGAAACCGAUUCAGGAGAAAAAAGACCCAUUAUAAGCUUUUUGAAAAAACAAUUUAAAAAAGAUGGGCUUAAGGCUCUACUUGAUUAUUGUAAAAGUAUUAUUUGGGAUUUUACCAAUACAAAGCAUGACAGGGUAUUGAGGAGUUCUAACCCUAUCACUGAAAAUAGUGCUACAAACGAAACUGAAACCGAUGAUUCUAACUCCACGGAAAGGGGUACAACAAACAAGCCUACAAUCUAUGAUGAAAAUCCAAUUGUAAAACUAUGGAAGAAAAUUAAAUGGUUUUUUAAUAAAUUAUACGAAUGUUUAAAAAAAGCAUUUAAGAACCCAUAAUAUACUUAUCUCUGUUAUUCUUAUGUUUCUUCAUUAAUUGUCUCUUUGAAUGUUGGUAUAUUUAGGAAGUAAUUCCUUUAUACUAUAAU